GCCCGCAGAGCGGGCUGUUUGUUGUUGUCAAUGUAAAUAUUUUGUUGCAAAUUCAGGUACUGUGAAAGCAACGAUGAAAAACAGCAAAAAAGAUACUUUUGUAUUACUUUUCUUUUCACAAGUGAACCAAUUUUUUUUUGGAAAAACUUUAUAGCCUUAUUUCCACAAUUCAUCUAACAAAAAAUGAUGCAACUAAACUUAAACCAAGUGGAUUAUUUGCAGGUUGGUGUCACAUCUCCAAAAUGCAUGAAAAUUCUACCAGCUGGUGGGAAAAGAGCUGUACAAAAGAUUGUUGUAGCAGAUCACAGUGGAGUCGUAACUUGUUUUGGCAUGAAGAAAGGAACUGUACAGAUGGUGUUUAAAACCCUACCUGGUCCCAGUAUAUCUCGUCUUGCCUUGGGAGGAAUUGAGGGUACAUUGCGGGAUAAAAUAUUUGUUGCAUCAGGUGCUGAAGUUCGAGGAUAUAAUAAAAAAGGAAAACAGUUUUUGGGCUUUGAUACAAAUCUCACUGAAAGUAUUAAGUCAAUGUUUGUUAAUGGAGCAGAUCUUCUACUUUGUGGAAACUAUAUAUAUAAUCAUUAUCAAGACUGUAAAGACAAAAACUACUUCUUAUGUAGUGAUAAAAUCAGUGAUGUAAUAUCUUUAGCAUCUAAAUCAUGUGUCACUCCUGUACUUGCUUGUGAUGAUCGUUUAUUGCGUGUUCUUAAGGAUUCAAAUUUACUUUACGAACUGGAAGUAGCUGGACCUCCUUCGGUUUUAGCUUUAAAAGAUGGAAAUGGUGGAGAAGAAGGAGACGAGGUUCUUUAUGGAACAUCAGAUGGCAAGAUUGGACUUGUACAAUUACUAGAUAAACCAUUGCAAAGUCACAGAUGGAAAAUACCAAACAACAAAAGAUAUGGAGGCAUUCUUUCUUUGGAUAGUUAUGAUAUUACUGCAGAUGGUAUAUCUGACGUCCUAGUAGGUCGUGAUGAUGGAACUGUUGAGGUUUAUGGUUUUGAUGAGAUGGAAACACCGGUGAAUCGCUUUAAAUAUAGCAUAAGCGAAAGCGUAACAUCCAUAUCGGGUGGUUGUGUUGGUACAGCUGGCUAUGAUGAAAUUAUUAUGUCUACAUACAGCGGUUGGGUCAUGGGUCUUACCACUGAACCACGUGAUAAAGAAACUGGAUCUUCACUAAUUGAUCAAAAGGAUGUCAUUAGUGAGGAAAACCAAGUGAAAAUAAUGGCUUUAAGAGAACAGUUGAAUGAACUUCAAGAUAAAGUUUUACGAGAGCGAGAAAGAUAUCAACAAACAGCUCAAUCACAAAGUGCUGUUUCUGCUUUACCUCAUUUUUCUGUCAACGAUAAAUUUACUUUAAAUCGUGAUGAUGCAAGUUACACUUUAAGCAUUGAAGUUCAGCUACCUAUUGAUAACAUUCUAUUGCAGAGCGACGUUCCAGUAGAUUUGUUAGACGUUGACAAAAAUUCAGCUGUAGUAAGCUACAGUGCUUGUAACGUGGAGAAUGGUAAUUUCCUUCUUGCAACCUACCGUUGUCAAGCAAAUACUACAAGACUUGAGUUAAAGAUUCGUUCAAUCGAAGGACAAUAUGGCACACUGCAAGCUUACAUAACACCGCGUAUACAACCAAAAACGUGCCAAGUUCGACAGUAUAGCAUAAAACCUUUGUCCCUACAUCAAAGAGUACAUAGUUUUAAUGAGGAAAAUGCGUUGAAUACAUUGAAGCUGACAGGGCCUUUUAGUUUAGCAGAAGUUCACUCAUGGGUGUGUUUUUGUCUUCCUGAAGUUCCCGAGAGAACGCCUGCUGGUGAUCGUGCCCAAUUUCACUUUUUAUCGACAUUCUUGGAUACACAGCUGGAUUGUCAAUACAUGAAAGGCGAAGCUGUGUUUCGUUCUGAUAAUGUAUCAACUAUAUCCAUUCUUAAAGAUGUGCUCACAAAAGAGGCGACAAAAAGAAAAAUAAGUUUGAACAUUUCCUGUGAUUUCAAUGAAGAGUCUGUUCUUCAUACUCUCCAAUUGAUUCAUCCAAAACUUGAGUAUCAACUUCUUUUGGCAAAGAAAAUACAACUUAUCGAUGGUUUGAAGGAACUGGAAAUGCAUGAAAAUGAUGUUGGUUUUCUUGCUCCCGAAUACAAGCAAAUUUUGGAGGAAAGCGAGAAAUUACAAGAAGAAUAUAAGAAGCAACCUUGCCAUUUGGAAAGACUAUACGGUAUGGUGACCGAUUUAUACAUCGAUAAAUUUAAAUUUAUGGGGAUGAACGUCAAAAACAAAGUCCCAAACCUUUUAGAGGUUUUGGACAACUAUGAUCUCACAAACUUGAUCGAAUUUUUUGAAACUGUAUAAACACGUGUAUCUAUUGUAAAAUAGUUCUUUAUCUAUUAUCUGCUUUUAAUAAAUUUUUCCUUCUGCUAUAUAAAAA
Molecule: messenger RNA, 2413 nt
Organism: Xenia sp. Carnegie-2017
Lineage: Eukaryota; Metazoa; Cnidaria; Anthozoa; Malacalcyonacea; Xeniidae
Product: Bardet-Biedl syndrome 7 protein homolog
Exons: 23
Coding region: 184-2337 (717 amino acids)
Biological process (GO): intracellular protein localization; non-motile cilium assembly; intracellular transport
Cellular component (GO): membrane; ciliary basal body; axoneme
Source: RefSeq, a predicted model, not a curated record